Trifolium pratense (red clover) is the source of this 971-nucleotide messenger RNA. RefSeq names its product calcineurin subunit B-like. The transcript has 5 exons. Bases 90 to 617 code for a protein of 175 amino acids. Lineage: Eukaryota; Viridiplantae; Streptophyta; Magnoliopsida; Fabales; Fabaceae. The record is from RefSeq and is a predicted model, not a curated record. Gene Ontology annotation, molecular function: calcium ion binding.
AUUCGUUUUUCUUCUCUCUCUCUCUCUCUCUCUCUCUCUCUCUCUGAGGGGUUCGUUGCAGAGUUGAAUUUUGUAGGUGGUGACGAACGAUGGGAAACACAUCUUCCAUGCUCACACAGUACGACAUUGAAGAAGUUCAACAACACUGCAAAAACGCAUUUACGCAGCAAGAGAUCGUUUCUCUAUACCAACGCUUCUGUCAGCUUGAUCGGAAUAACUGUGGUUUCAUUCCUUCCGAUGAAUUCCUCUCUAUUCCCGAAUUCGCCGUCAAUCCUCUCUCUCAGAGUAUGUUGAGAUUGCUCGAUGGCUUCAAUUUCAAGGAAUUUAUAGCUUUUUUGUCUGCUUUCAGUCCACGCGCCACUCUCCAACACAAAAUUGAAUUUAUUUUCAAGGUUUAUGAUACGGAUUGCAAUGGAAAAGUUAGCUUUGAUGACAUGUUGACGGUUUUGAGGGAUUUGACUGGACAAUAUAUGUCUGAACAACAGAGAAAGGAAGUUCUGGCACAAGUCCUUGAAGAAGCUGGUUAUACAAAGGAUUCUUUCUUAGUCUUGUCCGACUUCAUGAAGAUUCUGGGCAAUUCGGAUCUGAAGAUGGAAGCGGAGGUUCCCGUGGAUUAGAAUGAGGAUAGAAAUUUCCCUACAGUAUAAUAUAGCCACACAACAAAAAACUCUCAGUAGUUUGGGUUUGAUGAGGGAGAUUCUCGAUUCUGGUAUUCUUUUCUUCCUCAUAUUGAAUGAUGGAGUAUUUGUUGAUUGCAAAACAAAGAUUCGGGUGAUGAAGUUUUUAACAAUUGUGUUCAGCACUGUUUGUUUCUAUUUAGAAAUUAGAAAUAAUGUUUGAAGUAAAUAUGAGCUAUUUUGCUGUUGGUGUGGCAACUAUUAAGUUUUGUAUGAAGUUUGAAUAGUUGAUGAUAAUAUUUACUUUUUUGAACUAUAUAGUAAAUUAGUAAUAUUUGGAAGGUUUAUCUGGAA